AUGGCCAACUUUUCGCCUAGUCACAACGAUAAUAGCAUAAGCAGUAAUAGUGAUAACCAUCAACAUAUAACUCUUGCUCGAAAUAAUAAAGAAUUGGCCAAAAGAAACUCGUUGAUGAUGGCAAGGAUAACAAAUCUUGAAAACAAAAUAUCCGAAUUGAUUGCUGAGAAUAUGGAAUUGAGAAAAAAUAUGAUUGAAAAGGAAUCUGAAAAGAAAAAUUGGCUUGACGAUAAAUUGUCUACAAUCGAAGAAGGUGUAAAUGAAAAAUUCAUUGAAAUCUUUAAAAUAUUCCAAAAUAUAAGGUCUAUAGAAGGCUUGCCAUCUUUGAAUUUGUCGGCUUUCAAUAACCUAAAUGCUUUAAAUCUAAUAAAUGCUUUUAGUCCAUCCAAUAUUAGCGUCACCGAAAGAAAGAGAAAAUCUUCAAGAAGAAAAUCCAUAUAUAUACCAAGGAAUACAGACAAUGAUUCAGAUUUUGAUCACACUAUUGAAAAGAUAAACGAUACCACCUUUAAAUCUCAAAUUGACAAAAAAAUUGAGAAAGAAGACAUUGAAGAUCAGAAAAUUAAUUCAUCUCAAUCUCAAUCUCAAAAUGAAAAUGAAAAUAAAAAUAAUAAUCAUUCUCAAAUUUUACUCACAGAUAAUGACAACCAGGAUAAAAAUGAACGUUCACUUAAAACUCAAUCCUCUAUUUUAUCUGUAUCAUUUAAAGAAGAUACAAUUACUAAUAGUGAAAUUAAUCAAGACACUAAAUCAAAUAAUGAUGUGAUUACAGUUGAUAAUACGUCUCAUUUCAACUAUACAACAAACAUCAACAACUCAACGUUAACUAAUAUAAUAACAAUAAGCGAUGAUGAGGAUGAAUUUUCAAAUGAUAAUGAUAAGACAAAUAUCAAUCAUAAUAUAAUAAAUACCAAUGAUAGUUAUCAUAAUAACGAAAAUUUGAAAAAAAGUACCGAAAUCAAAAACUUAGAAAUAAAUUCGAUUAUUGAUAAUGAUAGUGAUAAUGAUAGUGAUGAUGAUAGUGAUGAUGAUAUCAAUAUUAAUAACAAUAUUAAUAACAAUAUAUUAAAAACUAGAAAUAUAGUCGAUUCACCAGUGAAAAAUCAGUAUUUUGAUAACUUGCUUCUGAGUAAAUAUAAAAGCUCUGGGUUCCCUAAAUUUUCUGUUUACGAAGAGAAAUCAAGCCCGGAUUCAUCUACCUCUACUUUGGAAAUUGUAGAAAAUACUACAAUUGGUAUAAGUAAUGAUAUUAAAUACUGUAAGCCUGAUAAUAAAGAAAAUAGAAUGUUGUUCGGUUUAGAUAUAGAAGCAAAUUCUACUUCAAUUUCCGUUUCUAAAGAAAUAGAAGAGAAAAAAAGUCAAAAAAGUCAAAAUUCAAAAAUCAAUAAUUCUUUUAUUGACAAAAAAGGUAUAAAACAAUUGUCGAUUAAUAAACAAGAAAAAAAACCUGAAACUGAUUUUAAUAAAAAUCCAGAAAUUAAUAAUAAUCAAAAAUCAAAAUCAAAAUUAAAUGCGGAUUCAAAAUCAAAAUCAAAAUCAAAAAUCAAAAUAAAAUUUUCAAAUCAAGACAAUGAUAUCCUUAUUAAAGAUCAGAAAAAAAGCAUGAGAGCAAAACAAAAUCCUCCUUUAAUAAGUUUGAAUAAUAAUUCUCAAAGCAAACGAAAUAAACAGUUCCAAGAAACCACUGAUUUUUCUAGUCGGAGGAGAACUAGAGGAAAAUCUAUAAACUAUACAUUGCCUUCAUUAAGAGCAAAAAUGAGAAGACCCGAUCCUCUCGAGAAAGACAAUGGAAAAAUUCAAGUGAAAAGAGAGAAAACCUCUAGAAAAAACUCAGAAGUAAUAACACUAGUAGAGGAUAGUGGUUUUCAAGAGGGAAUAAUAUCGACUAGUUUACCCAAAAAAAGAAAAGCAUUAACUGAUCUUUCAAAAAAUAAAAAUGUUUCAAGGACAGAAAUCAAAAAAUCGAGCUCGAUGGAUAUAUUUGAUUAUACGGAUGAUGCUGAAAGAUUAGCAUUCCCAAGUAAAAAAAUCAGGACAGUGUCAACAACUGGGCCAGAAAUAAAAAGUAAAAAAAAAACAAGACGAAGCACUUUAAUAAUAUAA
Messenger RNA from Ascoidea rubescens DSM 1968, 2103 nucleotides. RefSeq lists its product as uncharacterized. Gene Ontology annotation, biological process: meiotic chromosome segregation. Lineage: Eukaryota; Fungi; Ascomycota; Saccharomycetes; Ascoideales; Ascoideaceae. The transcript has a single exon. The record is from RefSeq and is a predicted model, not a curated record. Gene Ontology annotation, cellular component: chromosome, centromeric region; nucleus. Bases 1 to 2103 code for a protein of 700 amino acids.